AUGGAUUGGUGCUGCUUCCUGUUCUUCUUUCACUCUUUGGACCCAUACCCUGAGGUUUCUCCAGCCAGUGGACGAAACAGAUUACCUACUCCAUCUUCUGAGCCACCCCUUAGCAUCGUGAGGUUUGCACUGCCACCCGGGCACACAAACAAUGGGUCAGAUUCCUCUGAUUCUAAGUACAGCUCUCAAACUUCAGUGUCAGGCAUCAGUGAAGAGCUCCAUCAGUAUGAGGCUACUCAAGGCUCUGGGGCACCAGUCCAUCAAGUAAUAGUGGAAGCCACUGAGAAUCCUGUCUUUGCAAGAUCCACUGUGGUUCAGCCAGAGACAAGGUAUCAGUCGAAUCCCAGAUUGCAAUCAAAUCCAGAGGCUGGCACUCAGCAGGCAUGGCAUCAGGGCAGACAACCAAAAUGGGAAACAACAGAAGGGCUGUGGCCACAUCCUUACUGUCCUUGCAGGGACACUUUUGAAAUUUCUGCUGAAUGGCAUUCAGGACCUAGCAAUAGAGGUUGCUUGGGCCACAAGGCUCAUUCUCAUAACAUGAGAAGCCCAGUGUUUGGUGCCAUGAGUGCCUCAGGACCAGCCUACUGCCAGCCUAUCACUACUGUGACUGCCUCAGCUUCAGUGACUGUUGCUGUCCACUCUGUCAUGCACAACCACAACUCUUGGAGAGGGAGCUUUCUGUCCUACAAGGGAUACUAUGAAGCUGAUCAUGGGCCAUUUGAGGACCCCCACAUGCCUUUUGAUGUGUGGUAUGAAAGAAGAAAUUCUAAAGUAGAAGUUAUAAAACUGCAAUAUGUUGAAUGUGAAGAAAGGAUACCUGGCAGCAACUCAGAAUAAGGUAGAUCUGUCUCCUGUAGCCAGUAGAUUUGCCUGUCUUGGAAGAUAAGAAUUCUCUGAAGUACCUUUCCUUCAGGUAGGUUUACUUCUUAGUCCCUGAUCAUCUGGAAUCUUCUGACCAUGAAUAUAGUACGUUUUGUACUAGAAGUCAGGUUGGACAAGAUAGUGCUUUCCAAUGCUAAGAAGUUACAAUGAUCCAAACAUAAACUACUCCAAGAGCCUUGCAAAGUGGGUGAGUACAUAUUAUGAUCCCAAUUUACCAGAAGAGGAAAAUGAAGCAAAGAUGUUAUGUAGCCCAUUCAAAGCUAUGUGAUUGCAUUUCCUGUUGAUAGAUAAUAGAAUCACAGAAUGGUUUGGGUUGGAAAGGACCUUUAAAGAUCAUCUAGUUCCAACCCCCCUGCCAUGGGCAGGAACAUCUUUCACUAGAUCAGGUUGCUCAAAGCCCAUUCCAACCUGACCUUGAACACUUCCAAUGAUGGGGCAUCCACAACUUCUCUGGGCAACCUGUUCCAGUGUCUCACCACCCUCA
Molecule: messenger RNA, 1366 nt
Organism: Harpia harpyja (harpy eagle)
Lineage: Eukaryota; Metazoa; Chordata; Aves; Accipitriformes; Accipitridae
Product: protein patched homolog 1-like
Exons: 3
Coding region: 1-837 (278 amino acids)
Source: RefSeq, a predicted model, not a curated record